AUGGGCUCCAUUUCCGCAGAAGAUCCAACAAUCUAUUUCGGUUUCGGCUCCAACCUCUGGCUACACCAAAUGGAGCUCCGGUGUCCGACAUCAAAAUACCUAGGUUUGGCCCGCCUCAGCGGCUACAAAUGGAUCAUCAACGACCGCGGCUAUGCCAACGUCGUGCAAGUCUCCUCGGACACUGCAAUGGAUGGAAUCAACGACGACGACAACAACGAAAGUAGAUACGCCAACGUCGUCUUCGGCCUCGUCUACUCCCUCCUCCCGGAAGAUGAAUCCCGCCUCGACGAAAACGAGGGUGUGCCCGUCGCCUACACCAAGGAACUCCUCCCGGUAGACUUCUGGCGCAGUCCUAACGGCACCGCUUCUCCCAUCGAGGACAUCGAGAACACCCCGCCUACGGACUUGGGAGUUAAGAUGUUAGUAUAUAUCGAUCGGAGGCGGACGACAGAGGAUGCGCCGAGGAAGGAGUAUGUAUAUAGGAUGAACAGGGGGAUCGAGGACGCGUUGAAGAUGGGGGUGCCGGAGGGGUAUGUGGAGGGAGUCUUGAGAAGAUUUAUUCCGAGUGAUGGGGAUGGGGGAAAGGAUGGAGAGGGGCAUAGGGGGAGGGCGUUGGAGCAGGCCAGGGGUUUUAGGGAUGAAAGUGGGGUGUUUUAG
Westerdykella ornata is the source of this 657-nucleotide messenger RNA. RefSeq lists its product as uncharacterized. NCBI's taxonomy places the organism in Eukaryota, Fungi, Ascomycota, Dothideomycetes, Pleosporales, Sporormiaceae. The record is from RefSeq and is a predicted model, not a curated record. The coding region runs from base 1 to 657 and encodes 218 amino acids. Gene Ontology annotation, molecular function: gamma-glutamylcyclotransferase activity. The transcript has a single exon.